UGCGCUGCGCUGGUGUUGGUGAAAUCUAGCGACGAAGGCAGCCAUUUAUUUACCUCGUCCGUCGCGAGCGAUAAAUAAAUACGAAAAUUUGUGCGUUAUCGGUGCUUGCGCGUGCAAAAAGUGUGUCCCGCGAGUGGCCCCCGGUGCAGGGCAGCUGGUGGGAGUGCAGUAGCCCGGUUCCGUGCGUGACAAGUGCGAGAAAAGUGGCGUGGAAAUGUGCGGAAAAUGUGUGUGCCCUAGAAGCGCGACGUGCAGCAGCAUCGUGUAGAAGUGUGAGCGUACGGGCGGUGUACGGGGGAAGGUGAAGACGUGCUUUGCUACCUGGCACACAAGGGAGAGGGUCGUUUUUUUUUUGGCCCCAUUAGUCGUCACUGGCAACAACCACCGACGAAUAUUUUUUUUUAAAUUGUGUGCCGUGUUUCGUGUAAAGGAAAAGCUUCGAUACCGGGGUCCGGUAGCAUCGUGCACUGAAAAAGGCGAGUGGUUCCAGCUUUUUUCUCUUCCGAUCGUAGCAAACGGCGGCAAAACAAUUCCUCACCCUGUGUGUUGUCUGCUGCCCAGCACAGUCCCCUUCUGUCUCGCUCACGCUCGCCCAAUUGAGCCUGGAUACAGUGCACUGGCGUAAGCGAGGAAGCGGCCACGGGCAAAAGUGCGGAUCCGCCGUGUACGCGUGAGCGAGUGUGUGUGUGUGUGUCGUACGUGUAAGCCUGUGUUUGUGUGUGUGUGCGUGCGCGCUCGUGCGUCCGUGUGUGUGUGUGUGUGUAAAGUGCGUGUGCCGAAAUGGUUGUGAAUAUUAGUUGUGUACGUGUGCAGUGAUUACGUUCGUGGCCGUGUUUUGUCCCGUGAGUGCAGGGCAGAACCGCGGUCACUGCGCCUUUCGCGUCCACGCGUCGACUUCCGUUUGCCAAUGAAUCGUCGGCAGUCAUUGGACAAGCCAGGUGAGCAGCAAGGUAUUUUGUCUCCUCCGGGUCCAUUUCUGACACCGAGCCCGUCGCCAUCGAUACCAGCGAGCCCUCGGUUACAGCCGUCACCUUCGCAGUCACCGUUUUCCCAGCAGCAGGACAUUUUGCUGGUGACGAACAGCACCAUCGGUAAUGUGACUCAGGAGCAAGAUCGCAAAACCGGUGUUGCAGGACGACGUCAAUCAUUUAGCCAGCAACAAUCCACUAUCGUUCACCAGCAGCAGCAGCAGCAGCAGCAGCAGCAAGUACUGAGCACCAGCCCAAAUGCCGGAACAGUGGUGUACCGUCCUAGCCCUACGCAGUCACCGGCGGGCGCUACGACCUACAGCAUCUCGACCACGCCUGGCAAUGAGUUCAAUACGACUCUAGUCGGCUCCAACAACAUUUCGCUCAACAAGAAGGGUCGGAAGUCGUCCUCUGUUAGUGCUAUACAGCAGCAGCAGCAGCAGCAGCAGCAACAUCACCACCUCCUCCAACAGUCACAUGCAGGCCAUGGACAUGGAACAUUGCCCCCCGCCAGUAGCCCGAAAGCGGCGAAAAAAGCAAUGCAACAGCAGCAGCAGCAGCAGCAGCAGCAACAACAGCAGAAUCCGUACCAACAGCACCACGCGGCGGUAUCAUUCGUCGGAAGCCCGAUUGCCAGUCCCAGUCCGAUCGCAAGUCCGAACGGCAGCUCGAUACUGGUCACUACCGGCAGCGGCACCGGCGUGGCAGGUGGAACGUCCAGCGCGACAAACAUGAGGCCACCGACACCGCAACCUAUCAUUCAGCAGUAUCCUGUUGUGGGCACCGGAAAUCAAAUAGUGCAAAUUUUCCAAGGUUCCCAGUUUGCAAUUACCCAGUCACAGGCGGCACAGCAGCACCAUCAUCAGCUGCAGCAGCAGAGCGGGCGCCACACCACAACAAUCGUAUCCCAGCCAAGCCCUCAGCAACAGCAGCAGCAGCAGCAACAACUAAACCAAACGAGCGUUCAGCAGCAACACAUACCGCUGCAGCAGCUCCACACGAUCCAGCAGUCGCCCUCGCACCAGCAGCAGUUCGUGCAGCAGCAAAUCAUAGCCACUUCCGUUGCGCCGAGCGUGAUACCGUCGUCCGUUGCCACUGCGGGCGUCGCGACCGCCGGCGGGCUAGUGAUAACCGGGGCAGGAUUGCAGACCACCUCCCCAGCACCUGGCGGCAGCGUAUCGAGCGUGAAACAUCACAGCGUGAAGGGACCGCAGCAGAUUCUGCCCAAGCCGGUGGCCACCACGACGCCCCUGGUGUCGCCGACGCUGUCGACCUCGUCCUCCCCGUCGACGGCCACCGUGGUGCACCAUCAGCAGCAAAGCCCCCACCAAGCGACGGCGUACGUGUCCAGCUACGGCACGACACCGGUAGUGCACGGCACGAAGACGAUCGUCACGCAGCCGAAAACGGUCACCUCCGUCUCGCUGCCAACGGUGGUGUCGCAACUGCCGGCGGCCCAGCUUCAGGUUUCGCAGGCGGGCACGGUGGUGAGCGCCGGCGGCACUACCCAAGUGCAUUUCACGACCACUGCCGCACCGCCCCAGCCGCACGGUGCCGCCUCGAACACGGCCCAAGUGCACGGCCAAAUGGUUACCACGGCGGCGCAACCGGCGGGAGCGCAGCAGCAGCCAACGGCACAGACCGCCGGCACGCCCCAGAACGGUUCCAUAAUCCUGCCGGCGGGCAACAUUAACGCGCAGCCGUUGCUGCUCAACCAGAUGCCGGUGCUGGUGCAGCAGAACACGCCGCAGGGGGUGCAGCUGAUACUGCGGCCGCCCACGCCCCAGCUGGCCGCCCCGAGCCUGGUGAUACACAACACGCGGCCCCAGCUGCAGCAGCCGCAGCCCCAGCAGGUGCUGCGGAUACUUAACGCCAACGGGACGAUGCAGCUGGCCACUGCACCCACGUUCAUCGUGUCGUCCCAGGGCAAUCUGGUGCAGCAGAACAUUUCCGGGCUGAAGACGAACCAAGGCGUGCCGCUGACGCAGAUCCAAGGGCUGCAGAGCCAGCGGCAGCCGCAGCAAAUCACGGCCGCCAUCAACCAGCAUCUGCUGAGCCAGGGCGUCGCCCAGCUGCAGAACCUGCAGCUGAACGGCAACCUAGCCCAGAUACAGAUGCCGAACGGGCUGAACGGGCAGCUGCUCACCACGUCACUGCCCGCCCAGUUCCAGCAGGCCAGCUUCGGGCUGCAGAACCAAAACAUCAACCUGAACCAGCUGGGCGGCGUGAAUCUGCAGCUGACGGCGGCACCGGGCGGAGCGACCUUUGUAUCGCCCUCGUCCACCCCUGGAGCAGCACCGGGAUCCACGCCCACCGGGGAAAUCGUGGUGAAUGCUCAAAAUAUUCAAUUCGCUCCGAGUGGAGCGUCGAAUACGAUCACGGUGAACGCUCAGGGCGCUCCACAAACGCAACCCGCCCAAGUUGCCCAGCAACAGCAGCAGCAGCAGCCACAACAACAACAGCAGACAGGCGGUCAACAGAUAUUGACCACCUCAACGAUCGAUGGGCAGAUACAGACGGCUCAAAUUAUUCCCACCGUUACGACGGACACAUUGCGACACCAUCAUCAACAUCCCGGUACGCCCAUUCUAACUACCGCCUCUGGCCAGCAGGUGAUCGUAACCGACGGUGUAAAGGCACAGAUUCAAGCACAAACCAUUGCAGCACAGCAGCAGCAGCAGCAGCAGCAACAGCAACUGUUCAAUCACACAAACGCUACGCUACAGCAGCAAAACGCAACGGCGGUGACUAUACAGCAGCAGUCGAAUCAGCUGCCUCCGCCAGCGGCGGCCCUAUCCCUGCCGGCCGCCCGGAUUGAGGUAGAAAAACCAAAAAAGGAGCGACGAAACAAGAAGAAAGUGAAACCAAUCAUGCAACCGCCGGUGGCAACGGCCGCACCGAUGAUUGUUCAACCGAGUGCGCCAGCCGUCAGCCAUGUGCCAAUGUCUACCGGCGCGAUAGCGUCCACCACGACGGCCUCCGUCGAACGGCUAACGUCGCCCAGCUCACCGUCGUCGUACGGCAGCACGCACACACCAACGGGGAAGCUAGAUUUGGCUAAUCUGAUGAAAAUCUCCGGCAUCGGCAUUGAUGACGACGAUUUGAUGGACACGGAUGAACCACCGCCGCUGCUGACCACCGCUAGCAGCCACCCAUCCGGUGGAGUGGAAUAUCCCGCCAAUAUUGUGAUACAGCACAGUGACGCAAUGAACGCUGCUAAUAACUCUGGCGGGCAGCACCAGCAGCAGCAGCAGCAUCCCGGCAAAGAUAUGAUGUCCGGAGGGCCACCAGCCACAGGACAGAUGCUUGUGCAAGCCCCGCAGCAGCAGCAGCAGCAAGCUGCUCCGGUGACCAAUCAACCAAGUGCUGGAGGAAACGGAAGUGACAUUAUGAUCACGAUACCUUCCACCGGUGGAUCGGAAAAUGUGGAAUUUCCCUACACUAUCUCGAUACCGACAACAACACCGGGUAUGGAGCGGCAGCAGGAGUCGAAAGGGGCCGGCGAAGCUCCGGGCUCCAGUACGCCAGCGUCCACUGGGACGGCGGUGCAGCAACAGGAUGCACCGUCGUUCAUGAUCACGAUCGAUCCCACGAACGAUUCUAGUUCCGGACAGGCAUCGUACACCGUGUCGCUGCCACGAUUCGGCAGCGCAGCGAACGAUGAGUCGAAGAUCGUCAAUAUUGCGACCGUGGCACCGACCGCGAGCGUGCAGGCCAUCAACACUACCACCACCUCGUCAAUGGCCACCUCGAACGCGGGGACCAUGCAGCAGAGCAGCAACACGAUCUGCGUAAACAGCCUGAUGAAUAAUGUGCUGAACAACACGCAGGUGACGCCAACGCUGCAAAGCCAAAUCAACGAAAUACAAAACCAGCUGAUGGCCGAAGCGCAGCCCCAUCUGGCGGCGCCUUCGUCGAAACCCGUCAGCAGCGCUGCGUCCUCUGCGUCGACGCCACUGCAGCAGCCGAUGGUAACCACCACCAUGGCACCGAUCAGCGGAACGAUGGCUUCUGCCGCCGCCUCCUCCUCCGGUACAGCAACGACCACGUCGAUUGUGAUAUCUACGAGCGGUGGUAAAAUUUCGUCCGUUCCCUCGCCUGCCUCGAAGAAGAAGACGGUCACGAUGGGCGGCGGCAACUCGGGCAGCGCCGCACUCAGCAAGAAGAAUGGGAAAAAGCUAGAAAAAUCGUUCGACACAAUCGGUACGACCAGCGCGGUACCGACGCAGAUAGGCAAUAUUCAAAUUUCACAAGUCGACGGUACGACGGCGAACCAGAGCAAGGCGGUGAAAGGUGGCACCAUUAACAAUCAGAUACAAAUCACUCCAAUCAUCGACAAUAAGGUGGUGAAUACCGUCGGUGCCCAAUACCAGAGCCUGGCCCAGCUGCAGUCUUCGGUUAGUCAGCCGCAGUCGACCAUCACCAUCCAGAGUCAGAUGCAACCGCCACAGCAGCAGCAGCAGCAGCAGCAGCAAAACCACACCGUGCUGACGACGUUAGGAGGGGUUACCGUUUCGCAGCAUCAGCAACAGCAGCCAUCGCAUAUGCAAACUGUGCAAACUGUGCCAAGCACGCUCCAAUCGAACGUCAUCGGAGGAGGUGGAAGCGGUGGAGUAGUGUUCACCACGCAACAGCAGCAGCCCUCGGUCGUGGUCACACCCACAGUGCAACUGAACCAAACGUCCAUCACGCCGACGACGACCGUAAUACAGCAACCAGCCGCAGCACCAGCACCAGCAGCAGCUCCUCCUCCACCGCCACCGCCGGUGACAACAGCACAGGGCAUACUUGCCCAACUGACGGGCAGCUUAAGCUUAUCGAUCGCGGCCGAAACGGGCCAGCUUAUUCUAAAGCACGACAUUAACCAGCCGCAAACUCCCGAAUCGCAAACCAUCCUGCAGGCGAUCCUGUCCGGCGCGCUGGGCAAUAUAACGCUGGUAAACGAACCCUCGAAAGCACCGCAGGCAACGCUAGCCAACAGCAACAGUACCAUAUCGGCCACCAUUGCUCCCGUACAGCAGCAGCAACAGCCAGCCCCUGUACCCAUCACGCAGCAGCAGGCCCACCAGAUUGUGGUGUCAUCGCACCCACAGCAACAGCAGAACAAAAAUGUGGCCACAGUCAGUGCACAGGUGCAGCAAAAAGCGCCCGGAACUACGACCACCGUCACUAUCCAAUCUGGACAGCCGCAGCUGCAACUUCAGCAGCAGCAACAGCUGCAACAACAGCAACAGCAGCAACAAUUGCAACACCAGUUGCAGCAACAGCAACAGAUGCAACAAAUGCAACAGCAGCAGCAGCAGCAGCAGCAACUUUUGCAGCAACAGCAGACGAUCACAACCGUCUAUACCUCCCAGCCAUCGGGCACAGCAACGGCAAUAGCGCAGCAGCACAUGCAAACAGCUGCCGGCAAUAGUCAGCCCCACUUGGUGCAGGCACAGCAGCAGCCCCAGCCACAAAGCAUGAAGCAUAUUCGCAAGCCGGAAACGAGCAUUGAACCAAUCUUGAACCAUCAGCCACAGCAACAGCCACAGCAGCAGCAACAACAACAAACGGUGUUGGUAAAUCCAAACGCACCCAAGCUGGUGGAGCUGCCGAAGGUUGGACCGAACCAGCAGCUGUUCUCACUGAACACACUGACCAACCAGAUAACGCAGCUGAGCCCCGGACAAACGACCGCCUCCCUUGGGCCGAUGGAGCGUGUGCUGAUCGUACCGACGGGAAUCAAUGCGCAGCAGCUGGCGCAAUGCUUGAUGCAGGGACAGAUACACUUCAACAACGUUGGCCAAGUGACACAGUCCAGCGAAACGAGACCAACGCAGACGCUUACACAGUCACAGCAGCAGCAGCAGCAGCAGCAGCAGCAGCAGCUGUCUUCUACACCGUCAACGGUGCAGAAGGUUGGGGCGAAUACGCAAAUCCUUGCCAACAACAAUCCAGCGGGUGCCGCGAAAGUAGUAAAUAACAAUAGCAAUGGGGCAAACUCUAACCACGUUGUAAAGGAAAAACCGAAACGCAAUCGAUCAAAGAAGCAACAGGAUAAAACGCAAGCAGUAGCAGCAGCCGCCGCCGCCAGUCCUUCGAAACCGACGGUUGUGAAAGUCAAUGCCAUGCCGAGUGGGUUUCCUCCAAGCGUUGUUCUGCAGCCUGGUCAGCAUGCACAGCCUAUACUGGCUGAGGAUGGGACCAAGAUUGGCACCAAAAUAGUGGGAACCGUGAAUCCGAACAACUUUGUUACAAACAGUCUCCAACAGCAGCAGCAGCAGCAGCAGCAACAGCAAAUACAACAGCAGCAACAGCAAUUACAGCAGCAACAGCAAACUAUACAACCAUUAGUUGCUCAAGUGCAUCCUCAGCAACAUCAGUCUGCGAAAUUGGCUGGAUCUACGACCAUGGUCGUAAAAGGUACUAUCGGUUCCACCACCGUUACGGCCACAGCACCAGCAGCCCCAGCCAAUAACAACAUUACCGUCACGGCAACACCCAUCAAGAAGGCCAGAGCCAACAUCGUUACACAGCAGCAACAACAGCUUCAAAAUCAACCUCAACAGCAGCAGCAGCAGCAGCAGAUGCCUCCAUUAGUCAGUGUGAAUUCAGCAGUCCCUGCCCCGGCAUCCCUGAGCAGCAGUACGCCAUUAGCGGUCGGAACGCCUGCCGUGGUGCAGCGGGUGCAAACGAUUCAGUUGACCCCGCAAAAGCAGCAACAUCUGAAGAGCGUCCAACAGCAGAUACAGCAGCUGUCGACAAAGCUGCAGAACAAAAACCUGCUCGCCUCGCUGAUGAUACCGGCCGAGUUCGAUCCGGCCAAUCCGAUGUACAGCAAACCGCUGCCCACUAUCAAGAACCUGCAGACAAUGUCGGACAAGGAGAUCUGCACCGUGCUGCAGCGUUUGUUUAUGGAGCAGCAGAAGAUCCUGUCCAGUGGGAAGAUUAUUCCCACCAUACCGGCCGGGCACACGUUUGCCAGCACGGCCCAGCAGCAGAGUCACCCGCCACCGCCAGCACCGAUCAGCAGUAGCAGUCAGGGCCCGAACGAAGCGACAGCAAAUGCAGCUGCGGUCGACCAGAAACCGCAGCAGGCAAUCAUAACGCCGAUCACGGUUACGCCCAGCGGUGGUACGACCCUCUUUCAAGCUGGCAGUGGGUCCACUGCCGGCCCUACGCCCAUGCAAAUCAUGUCCUCGACAGCCGGGCCGAACAUGAGCGUGAUAGCUUCCGGAGCGAUUGCUAGUACCGCGUCUUCCGUCGCACACUCGUCCAUGUCCAUCACGAUAACGAGCAGCACCGUGCCGAUGCAAAGUGGCGGCGGCGGCCAGAAGUUCGGUGCCGGUGCGAAUGUAGCGAUGAACAAGCAGACGACUACGAUCAUUCCAAUCACCUCGACACUGCAGCCUGCCGGUCAACCGAUGCUGAAACCCGUCGGCUCAACCACGACGACGGUCGGUAACAAUGUGAGCGUUACCAAAAACAACAUCACGGUCCCGGCGGGAACGAUCCUUCCCAAGCAUAUUAUGCUUGCUACCGGCGGACAGUCCCUGGGCAACCCGUCCGUGAUGCCUCCGUUGCACACGCUUGUGCCGACGCAGCAGCAGCAGCAGCAACAGAUGACGCUGGUCAGCAAACUGGACACUGUGGGCAAUCAGCAGCAACAGCAAACGCUCGUAACGAACCACCAGGUGCCGCCGGCGAGUGCGUUAACCGGUGCGAAUCGUUCCAACACUCCCGUGCCACCGCCACUUGUCGCCACCAGUCUGCCCGGCGGUGGUCAUCUGAAAGCACUUACCGGCGCAGGUCCUGGCAAUUCUUCGAUCGUGAUCGUCGGCGGAUCGCAUGCAAUAUUGAGCGGUACGUCGCAGAUGAUUGCACAGACAGCGGCCCGGAUUCAGCAACAGCAGCAGCAGCAGCAGCAACAGUUACAGACACAAGCCGGUAGCAUUCUCAUUACCAGUGGUGGAACGACCCCUUCAUCGGGCGCUGUGACCUCCACGGCAACGCCCGCUCUAGCUGCAAUUACUCCUCUGCGGACGGGCACACCAUCGGCCGGUUCUGCGGUAUCGUCUGCGAUACCACUACCUCCGUUGGUUCCGUCCAACGUCAGCAGCAAUAGCAACAGCAGCAGCAACGUCGUUCCGUUUAGCUCAACCAGUACUAACAGCACCGUACACCCGGCUGAGACCAGCACAGCCGUGGCGACGGCGAGCAACUCCACUACGAUGACGACAACGACGACAACAAUGGCGACGGUGGCCUCCUUCCCGACCACCACGACGACGGCCAGCGCUCUCUCGUCAGCCGUAGUGGCCGCCUCGGCCAUGAACAACAACUCCAGCACGCCGGCCGUCAUCAUCGCCGCGCCUGCGGGUACUUCACCGUCCACCCCGAUGACGUACAUUACGACGAACGUGCCGAACAGUCCCGCCGUAAAAGUACCCCGUGCAAGUUUGUUUGAAAUUCAGAUACAGAAGGAUCAAGAUGCGUGUACGAAACCGGACACCAACACACCGUUCGGUAGUAAGCAGGAUGCAAUCAAGCGGCUAAUACGCUACCACUGCAUGUACGAGGAAAAGUGCGAGGAAAAUGAGGAGGAAGAGCUGCAGUUUGAGACGACCGCCGAAUGGUUCCCGGACGCGUUCCGGACGAUGCUCAGCCGCUAUCAGCGGUUAAUGAUCAACGAGUCGAUGCGGGAAGUGCGCACCUCGGAAUUGAUGCUGGUGAACAAGCUGUUCAAGGCGGACAUCACGCAGGAGAUUGAAGAGAUGCAAGAACAUCUCCGCGAGGUGGAGGGCGACGCGACGCCUUCAGCAGACGGCGGCGAGGACGUAAUAUGCGUCUCCUCUGACGAGGACAAACCCAAACUGAAGGAGCUAGCCGCACCACCACCAGCGCAAAGCCAAUCUCCGCUACUGCCGUUAACGCUGCCAGAGGGUCCUAAGAAAACCGAACCAUCGUAUGGCACCGGAACCACCGGAAGCUGUGUUGCAGAGCUGUCUUCGACUACGAACACCAUGCUGACGGAAACAAUACGCUCCAGUAGUACUACCACCACAGUGUGCAAAACUGCGUUGGGCAGUGAAACGUCCUUCCAAAGCACAUUCCAAAAGUCCAACAUGACUGCGUCGGUCGUGCAUUCGGUGGUGCAGGUGCAGUCGGCAACGGUGAAGCACGAACAAGCGACCGCCAACCGCAGUAUGGCUAGCAUUGGUAGCGGUGGUGGUGGCACCCCUUGGAGUGAUGCGUUGAAGAAGAACGCACGAGUAACAGUGACGAACAGUUACGAUGAUAUCGAAAGCGAAAUCACGCCCAGCUUCAUAAUGAAGAAAACAGACAGCGCCUGCAUGAUGGACGAGAAAAAGGGUGACAUUUUGAACCCAUCGCUUCACGGUUCAUCCGUCGCCGCUACAAUGGUCACAUCGACGGCCCCUCCGACGUUGCGUUAUUUCAACCAGGUACACUUACCUUCGGCACAGAAGCAUUGUGCUGCGGAGAGUUCGAAGGUGGAUAGCAAUCACCUUCCGUCCGGUUCGUCCGUAGCGGCAUCGCAGCUCGCGUCCUCAAAGCAGUCGACGGACCAGCAGCAGCAGCAGCAGCAGCACGACUCACCGUAUGACGAGUGGAUGUGCUUCCAGAAAGAUCUCAGCUACUUCACAGGCCCCGGCAGCGAUGGCAACGUCACGAGCGAAGCCACCAAUCUCGGCAUCGAUCCGUCGGGCAGAAGGAAAACGACGGAAGAAGAGAUGCACGAAAUGUUCAACUCGAAUGAUUCGAAAAGUGUCGAUAAGCAGCUGGAGCAGCUGUUUAACGCCACGGCGGACGAUAAGCAACCACCUCCGGUGUCGCGCAUUGACUCCCCGCUGACCGAAUUCUUCAACAACCAUCAGCGCACGGGUGUAACCGGCGGUGGGGAGGGUGUUUGUGGCGGCGCAUCCGCGAAGAGUGUUGAAACGCGCCUGGACGCAUUGUUUGGAGGUUGCGAAAGCAGCUCAUCCGCGGUGGAAAGGAGUGGCGCUGGCGGGAUCAACGAAAAGUCGAACGAUAUAAUGACGUCCCGCCACUGGUCCGCUUCGGUGUUCCAGUCAUCGCACGACGAGGAGGAAUCUACGUCCGAUUCCUUCCUGCACAAAGCAACGGGCAACAGCUUUGAGCUUCUUCAGCAGCAGCAGCAGCAGCACUCUUCCAGCGGUGGAACACAGAAGCGCCAUUGGACGGGUGCGGUUUCGGGUGGUGGUGGUGUAGUUGCCGGAGGCAAUGGACCAUCCUCGGCUGGGCUGUUGUACGCGAGCGAACCGUCGGAAGCGGAUACAAUCAAUCCCAACAAGCGGCAGUGUAUGUCGCUCGAUCGUAACGAUUCGAAACCGCUCGACGAUGGCAGUGCCAACGUCGUGAAGGGCGACGAUGAUCACCGUUGGCUGAUGGAUUGUGCCGGCAACGAUGAGCCUGCCGGGGCCGCCAACAACAACUCCCAAGUGCAACCGUUGGGCACGGUCAGCUCGAACGGUUCUGUUGCGAAACCCGCUCCAGGUAACGAACACAUUCUUGUAAGCAAUGGUAGUAACAGCGGCAUUGGUAGCACCGACAUCAGUAUUGGCUGUGGCACGAUAGUAAAUAAUGGUGGUGGUGGUGGGCUUGGUGGUGAUAGUAGAGCUAUUAGUACUGGCGGGGUAAUCAUUGGUAACUGUAGAACGGCUUCCAACGGUAAUCCGCUGGUCGGCCAGGUUGACGGUGAAGACGAUGGGCUGUCCACUAACAUUAUUAUGCUGGGUAGAGCGACCAACAAUAACAACCACAGUAAUAAUAACAAUAACAACAAUAACAUAAAUCAUGAGCAUCAUCAACAACAUCAUUAUCACCACCACCAUCACGGUGUAUCGAAGCGCACCUCGUGGAACGGGGACAUCCUGCUAGCAUCAGCGACGGCGGAGGACGUCGAUCAUCACCAUGGGAAUAUGCUCGACAUGCUCGAAACUAAUCUAAGCUUAAGCCUAAACAAUCUUAACAGCAUCUGUGGCGCGGGCAUACUGGACAACGGCGAUCCCGGCGAGGCGGACGCGCUGCCCCAUCAUCACCAUGCGCCGCAGGCGGCCGACGAGCAGCAGCUCCACCAUCAUGCGCAGCAGCAGUCGCACCUUCUGCAUCACAGCAACCACAUAUCGCACAAUCGCAUUCCCUCCCAUCAUUUGCAUCACCAAAACCCUCACACUCACCAUCAUAUGCACCCGGCCAUCGACGGGACGACCGGGGCAGACAUGGUCGAUGACGGUGGACGAAAGCAAGGCAGCAAGCAAGGUUGCUUCGACGAUUCGACCGAUUUGGUGGUGCAUGGUGGCAGUGGCUCAAACGCUUUGCCGUUACCAGGCGAUGAUGCAUCUAGUCUAAUCCUAUGUGGUGGUGGUGGUAGUAGUAGUGGUGGUGACGUUGGUGGUGGUGUUGUUGGUAGUAGUAGCACUCAUCAUGACGAUAGCAGUGAGCACAAUAAAAUCAACUAUCUCGAUCGUGAACUUCUAGGCUUGGACACCUCGGUGCAUCAUCAUCAUCCCCAUCAGCAUCAGCACGGUGUCGAUGAAAGCGGUCGAGCACCGGUGAUCAAUUCUGUCCAUUCUCACCACCAGCACAAUCCUGGCUCGGUUAUGAACGGUCCAGGGACGAUGGUUGGUAAAGAAGAGGCUGCACUGCACCUGCCGACCGGUAUGAUAGGUGGAGGAGGAGGAGGAGGAGGAGAUGGAGAGCCUUCCUUCCAUGACCAGCAGCAGCAACAACAGCAGCAGCAGCUUAACCACCACCAUCAUCAUCAACAUCAUCAUCAUCAUCACCAUCAGCAAACAAUCCACGAUCUGCAUCAGUUCAAUCACAUCUCGUUCGAUACGAUGGGGGUGCCCAACUUUGAGGAGGACAUCAGCCGGCAGGUGCAGAAUGCGAUCGACAGUAUCUUGAACCUGCAGAGCAACGAAACGGACGGUUCGCUACACUACUCGCUCGAUCAUUCCUUCCUGCCCGACAGUCCGCUCUCGAGCGGGCUGGUAAACUCCGUCACUCCGUCACCGCUCGGUGGGGGUGGUGCGGUUCACCAUCCUGAAGCGCCAAUAUCGAACCAUCAGCAUCAUCAGCAUCAUCAUCCGGCCCCACACUUGCAACAGUCCGCACACGCUGCCCCGCAGCACCAGCAGCAGCAACAGUCAAUCCGUCAACCGCACGUGGGCAUGAAGCGCAAGUAUCCCACGGAUUGUCCAUCGCCGAUGGUCGGCGUAUCGCCGGACGAUGGCAGCCCGAUGGGACCGGGCAGCAGUGGUAGCAGCAACAGCAACAACAGUACCAUCAGUAACCUCAGCAGCAACACCGCCGGAAGCGGCACCUUAAGCAGUACGGUGAGCUCCGCAAGCGGUAAUAGCAGCAGCAGCAGCAGCAGCAGUAUGCUUGGUGUAACGAAUCAUCACUUCGGUGUGAACGCUUCGGAUGGAGAUCCGCUGAAGACGAUUAUAAAAUCUUGACAACUUUCGAUCGUCGGCUAAGUGAUUGUACUUGACAAAGCCCAGUCGUUAGUGGUGUAGUGUACGGGGCCUGGUCCUUAAUUGUGGAUAUACUUUUUAAUCGUGUGUAUGUAUGUGUGUGUGUGUACAGGUUGGAUACAGUCAGUCAGUCGGAACCAGUGGAAUCAGUUUGAGGGGUUUGAAUUUGAUUUUAGUUUUAGCUUACCAAGGAGAGGUUGUGUUCAAAGAAACCCGUUUUUAAUCCCCAUUUCCAAUACGCUUUGCUCCAUAUUUAAAAAAAAAACUAAACGUCUUCAUUUAUAACAGCACGCGACACGCGACGGCUAAACGCUACAAAAAUCGAUAUACAGCACGGGUUGAAUGGACAAAUUGUAGAUUAUAUUAGCUCAAUUAUUAUAAAUAGUUUCUUUUUCUAGUUUUUUUUAAUAUCCUGAAUGGUCGCUGAGUAUAGAUUAUGUUCUAAGUACCUUUACAUAUUGUUUUAGAGAAUAUCACAUACACACCCACAUAAUAUAUAUACCGAUUAGUAGAUCUCAUAUACAAACAAGCUGGAUAACAACUGCCAAUGGAAUACCAAAAUGGUAAUACAAAACGAUCACAUUGCUGGCACAAUUGCAACCUUGCAACAUGUCCUUAGAAGAAGCAAGAAUAAAAUCAUCAAACAAACCCCGACUUGGAUGGUGCGAUUGUAUGAGGUUGGUGAAAACGAUACACACACACACACGUGUAAGAAGAAAGAAGGAUUUAACCUUUUGCACAUUGCGUUGCAACGAGAAACAGUGCCGACUGAAGGCACACUCGGCAAGACAAAUACUUGACGUAACGUUAACGAUAAUAUAUUGACUUAAGGUGUAAUUUAGCUAAGGGGAAAUGAUUGAUCAUAAUGAAUUAGUACUUCGUAGAAAUGUAGCGUUAAAGCAGCGUGUAAAUAUGCUCCCGGCCACUAGCGAGUCGGUAGCAGCCGAAGACGAAGCAGAUGGAUGAAGAACACAUACACACACACAAACCCUAUUCUUGUAGCGUAAUGUUUAAAUAGCUUGAACAUUAAUGGAUAUGAUUGAUAAUGUGUAUGACAGGGAGUGGGAGAGAGUUUUGGCAAAAAGGAAGUGUGGUGGUGACGUUUCGUGAGUGAGACUCAACUUUUCGAACAGCAAACGUUGUUUAUUUCCGUUUUUAAUGCCUAAAAAGGCACAUAAAAACAGGUUUCUGUUUUUAAGCUGUCCGCCAAACGCGUAGUGCAUAGUAACUAUAAACUCACACCCGAACGAAAGCAAAGACGUUAACGGGGCGUACAUUUUCAACAGGCCUGAACCUCUGGCAUGGUUUUAGCUAUCAGCGGCAACAUCAAUGGGAUCUCUUUUUUAACAGCAAGAUGUUAGAUCUUGCAUUUUUAACAAGCAAACUUUAAAGUAAAACCGCCGUUAGUUUCAUUUUUAAAAUGUCUAAGAGCGCAUGGGGGGGAGUAUAGUGGCAGCAUUCAGGCACAAUAAUCAAAAACUCAAUAAUAAUACGGACCACAAUACCACCACCACCACCACCAUCAACUACAACUUGCAUUCGAGGCGGAGGUUCCGAAACGGUGAAGAAUUUACACAGACCACAAACAAAUGAUAUAAACUGAAAGUACCCCGACAGUGACACAAUUGUGAAGGAAGGUUAAGGAGUGAAUGCGGAAAGAGAGAGAGAGAGAGUCGUACAACUAUCUAUACCUAUAUACUUAUAUAUCUAUAUACUGGAAAAGGAUAUCCUUUCAAGGGUGCUUUUCAUUGUCGAAAAGUCUUGAUACUAUACGAGAGGUGCUUACAGUACGUGACAGGUUACCGGACGGAUAGAAGAGGUAGGGAGAUCUAUCGGAAAUACAAUAAGAACACAAUCUUUUUAAAAAACGCAGUCGUUGCAAGAUGGAAGCACUUGGCCUGCCUACACUCGGGCGCAACACCGAUCGAUAAAACAUCACUGCAAUAUUCUAAAAAAACGGAGACGAUCAUUAUGAAAAAAGCAUAGUUGUGAUUCGUGCCGCAAUAACCGGAGUGUGUUUUUUGUUCUUCCGUUUUUUUUAAGUUUGGCUUUGCUUCGGUUGCGCAACCCCAAACAGGAUCCCCCCCUGCGAGGAUCGUUUUGGUGUUGUAGUUUUGUACGGUUUUUGGAAGGCGGCAAACAAGAGCGAUUGAGCGAUUUAGCUUUGGAGAGGGAUUUUUAGCUCUGCCCUGCCUCCUGGUAAACCAGCAAAGGAAAGGGACGGGCGGACCAUUUGUGAGCCCGCGAGCCUAUACAUAACAGAAAUAACUGAAAACCCGUUUCAAAGAGCGAGAUUGUAUUUAAUAGAAAGGGCGCCCACGGCAGGGAGGAUGCUGCUGUUUGUCGCUGUGUAUUUGUUUGGAAAAUAAGGCAAGUUAGUUGUAAAAGGAAAAGACAACGCAAACACAAACGAACGAAUAGUAGCGCUAGUUUAAAAAAAAAAAGAACGUGCGUGUAGCAAUGUAAAUGUUACGUUGAAUGAUGUCGUGCCGAGCGCCGAUUCAACGAACAUGGGAAGCAUUAAUUUGUAAGUAGGUAAUUGGUUUUUCGUCCUCGGUUUAAUGUAUGUUCUGCUUUUAUUUUAAUUUCAAACGUAACUUAAAUUAAUAUUUAUAUAAACACCUGUGUACACGAACCCUGUGUGACGAAAACGUAACGGUAACGAAAGACAAGACAUAAAUCCAAGUAAAACAAUGCUCAGAUAUGAAACACAAGAAAACAAACUUAGUAUCAAGAGAGAGAGAGAAAGAGAAAGCGUAUGUGUGUGCGCGUGUGUGUGCGAGAAAAGGGACGGGUUAAUAUCAAUAAUAACGCAACGAGGAUCAAUUUCGAACACAACAGUAGUAACAGUGGGGAAAGUAAGCAAAAAUGCCAAGUUGUCGAGCUAAGGAGGAGAGCUAAGGGCGAUAAGGGUGUGAGGCUCUCCUCACACUCCUCCACUCCGCGAUUGGCGUCCAGUGAUUUUGAUCGCGAAGUUUGUUCUGUGUCCAAAUAAUACGUACAGUGGCGAUGGGGGGGUAGAAUGAUGAUCAGUCAUUAGUAACAUUCAUCAAGCGCGAAACAUUUGCAGGAAAACAAAGACAAACGCAAACCACUCCUAUUGUAAGGGUGGUUUCUUGCUUUACUUCCCAGGGAUGUGCUAUCAAUGUGAAAAACUAAUAGAGAAAUAGUGGGACAUUCACUACUAGCACAAUAGACAAUGCUUUUGUUUUGAUUUACUCAUACAAGAUGGAUGAUUUGUAUAAAGAGAACAAUGAAACUACGCAAAGCAGCAACUUUAGACACAGUUUUGUUAAUCUGGUCCCAACAUUGGACUUCAUAAUUGCCUCAAAAAAUGACGGUAUCUUCUUCCCCUUUGGUUGGGAAAGAAUUUUGACAACUUCAUGGUAAUAUCCCUUUUGCUCAUAGUUUGAUUACGGUUAUGAUGGAUAAGAUCAAUCAAAACUCGGAUUAAUGCAAGGAGAUGGGGGAAGGGGGGCUUGGAAACUUUAUCAAAGUCUCUCCCACCGAGCCGGCUAUGGAAAGGGAAGAUGGCCAUGUCUCUCGAGGAAGAAAAGAAAAAUACGUUCAGCGAAUUAAUAAAUUAGUUAAACACAGACACACACACUCACACAUGUAAUAUCAGUAUGAGCGGGCAAACGCAUUGUACAGAAAAAAAGCACUAGGCGUAUUAGUGAGGUAAAAGCGAAAAAGGGGAAUAAAAAUAACGAACCGCAAGGACAUGUUUAAAAGAGAAAUUGAUUAAAAAAGUAAUCUAUCAAAAUACAAUAAAAAGCAGAUGAUUUUUAUUGAAUACCAGUAGUUGAGGAGGCGUUUAUUGUA
Anopheles arabiensis is the source of this 17290-nucleotide messenger RNA. RefSeq names its product mucin-17-like. Lineage: Eukaryota; Metazoa; Arthropoda; Insecta; Diptera; Culicidae. The record is from RefSeq and is a predicted model, not a curated record. The transcript has 7 exons. Bases 908 to 13450 code for a protein of 4180 amino acids. Gene Ontology annotation, cellular component: SWI/SNF complex. Gene Ontology annotation, biological process: positive regulation of DNA-templated transcription.